Messenger RNA from Coregonus sp. 'balchen', 5984 nucleotides. Lineage: Eukaryota; Metazoa; Chordata; Actinopteri; Salmoniformes; Salmonidae. The record is from the annotation of a GenBank genome assembly.
CCGGUAUCCGCCCAUAUUCGCGUUAAGGCCAAGCUCAGCUGAAUUGAGAGUAGCAGGCCAAACGCUGGAUCAAAUGUAAAGUUAAAUCGAUUAAUUUCCUUACUUUCGUCUGCUUUUUCAAAGAAGUUAAAUCUACACAAAUGGGACCGUUUCAUUGUGAAGUAGGAAAUGUAGAGAUCGUGUGAAAAGCGAGGAUUAUCUGCUUGACUUGUUAUUUGGUCUCUACUUCGGACGCGGAACUCCAUACGCUAAAGGUAAAACAAUUGGACAAGAUCGCUACAUUUGUAUCAAUUUACACAAUGGAUACAGGGGUGACAUUGUAUCCCCUCGACAUUGUAUCCCCUCGCCGGUAACUUAAUUUUAGGUUGGGCCUGUAUUGAUGACGUAAUUUUCUGAACAUUUGCAGCUAAAGUAUAGUUGUUUAUGCAAACUACGCCCAAUUGUUAACCUAAUGUCUGCAAUGCAGACCUAUGCGGUAUUUAUGGCGACUUCAAACUCAUCAACUCGCCCAUGAACGCUGCAGCUUCUACCGGGUUUACACAUAGCAUUCAAUCCAUUGUGCCUCCAGAUAGUGUUAAACAAAUUCGUACACUGCUAUUCUAGUUAACUAACGCUUGUGGGGAUCUGCAUAAUCUAGGCUACUCUAUCCAUGUGGAACUACUCCAGUCAACCUGAGUGUGUAUCUAUAAGGGUGUUUUGUUCUCUCAUCAUUUAUAAUAAUAUGCCAUUUAGCAGACGCUAUCCAAAGCGACUUACAGUCAUGUGUGCAUACACUUUUACGUAUGGGUGGCCCCGGGGAUCGAACCCACUACCCUGUCGUUACAAGCGCCAUGCUCUACCAAUUGAGCUACAGAGGACCACAUUUCACGUGUAGAGUAUUUUACAAAUGACUAGUAGUAGGCCUACACUUUACAAUGGAAGCUACUGCUAUCAUUAGGCCUUGGUUGACUGCCAAUGAAAAUGGGUGAAAAGCUCACUUUGUCUACCAUCAGAGUUUGUGAAUAAGUAAGCUGCAUAAAAUGGACACUGUUGGGUUUUUUAUAGGCUACUAUUUGUCUACUCUUUCACAAUACUUUCCCACAAUAUUGGCAUGUAUUUUACUGUAACUUGUUAGUGAUGUGCAACCAGAACUUGGGGAGAGUGCUUGAUUGGACAUUACAACCUUGUUGAUGACUGGUAUUGACAGCUGACUGUACAGGUGUCAGGACUCGCCAAUCAUGAACAAGCUUUUGAUUUCCUGCAGAAUGUCAGGAUAUGAAAGGGGUGUCAAUAUUGUAUUAACAUGGCAAGCAUUGUUGUGGUAGAAUCUGAAAGUCAUGAUUCAUCUAUUCACCUUAUCCGCACUGUAGGCAAUAGUUUCUGAUGAUGAUGGUGAUCAUUAGGCCUAUAAUGUCAUAUUCAAUAUAAAUAGUAGGCCUAAGUGCUAUACUGCUCCUUUUGUUUCAUAUAUUUUCAGAGGGAGUACAUAAAUAGGUGUAGAACACCAGGCUGAUCAUUUCAAGGGGAGUUUGAAAAGUGUGAUGAAACACUAACUUUGUUAGUAAAUAUAUACCUCAGUUGGGUGGAGGCAUAGGUAAGGUGUUAUUUUUGUUUGUAUAGACAAGACAAGAUUCUCUGAAAACCACUUUGACCUCAGUAUUAUACCUAGCAGGGUAUGUUUUUGUUUUUGUUUUUGAAAAGGGAAACUGUAGGAACAGUUGUUGUUCACAUACCGUCUGCAUAGCAGUGUGUGCUUCCUAGAUGUUUGUCAAUUUUGGGACCAUAAUGUAACACCAUAGAUCUGUGUCUACUGCCUGAGGCCAGAUCCCAUUGUGUAGCUGUUACUCACAACUAACUAUUGAACUUGUGUUGUUACAGUUAGAGAUACAUUUCAGUUGGAAGAUGAUUUAGUAGCAACAUUUGUGGGGAUGAUAUUUGGGGGAAUUGUGAAGUGCAAUCUUCAGUUCAAACAAUGUUAAAUAAUGAUUACAAGUCAUUAUUUAAUGAGAAAGAACAUUGAUUGUGCCAAUUGAUAACAGUAUACUAGUCAACAGACCUGAUAUACAUAAGCUACUCUAUCUUUCCAAAAUUCCACAAUCUCUUUCAUAGUUUUCCAUAUCUUCUCCUUGUUGAUAAUCCCAUUUAAGAAUUUUAUCAUAAGAUAAUAGAGCAUAUUAUAUCCUCUCGUCCCGUUUCUGUAAAAUCAAAGGAUGAAAUUAGAUAGAAUGUAAACAUACUUGUAUCCACAGAGAUCUGUUACUGUAUACAUUCCCUCCAGCUCUGGAGAACAUGGGAUGGCCAUUGUGCAAAUGAAAGGCAAUGUGGAGACGAUCGGGACAAAAUCCAAUUUUGCAUUUGCACUUCAGUGUAGUUUAACUGAUAGGGAAUUAACACAACUUCACCAGAGGGCUAUGGAGAAGGGGGGAGAAAUCCUUCAUAUCCUCAGCUUCAUUCUCACUAUGUGUUUUUGUAGGGUUGCAACAUUUCAGAAACGUUCCAGAAAUUUGGAGGAUUUUUGUGUCGAUAGUUAGUCUGUAGCGUAAAAUAUAUUUUUUAUAUUCACUGACCUUAUUUCUGUGUGCUUUCUCUCCCACAGGUGAACGAUGACAGAAUACAAGCUGGUGGUGGUGGGGGCUGGAGGCGUGGGCAAGAGCGCACUCACCAUCCAGCUCAUCCAGAACCACUUUGUGGAUGAAUAUGACCCCACCAUCGAGGUAAUAAGUAGUUUCAGUACACCCUUGUGUGUCUUUUACUUCAGCAAGGCAUGCCUGGGAAUCGGGAGACAGAAAUCUUUUCGGAAAAAAGUUGGUUAGAAAUUGAGUUCUAGCAGGUUUUUCUGGUUGAAGAUGAGACGCCGAACAGGUUUGGAUCAUUUUCUGUUAUUUGAAUGUAUGAAUAUUAUAAUAUCAGAAACAUGGUGUCUUUCAGUCAGUUUAAUUUUGUAGGUUCAGUCAAAUUGAUGAUAGAUUGCUAUGUGAUUAAAUGCUUUAGUAGUUUCACAUGUUGGAUAUUAUUACUCAAUUAUACUUUCUGAAAGCUUUCAAUUUCAUGACUGCUUGAAGAUUGACUGCAUUUCUCCCCUGGUGCACAUAUCGUCUCUCUUAGAUAGUCAUCCCAUCCUUUCUCUCAGAUUCUAAUAUAAUUGAAUUUCCUCUGGCACUUUAUUAUAUGAGCAUGCUAUGACCAGAUAGUUAGGUCUAGGAGUUCUGAUUCCUAGUCAGGUAGACUGGACACCUAUGAAUAUGUGAUCAUUCAUAAGUGUCCAGUCUACUUGAUUACCGGUAAGGUGCCCCUCCUGACCCAAUCCAUCUCUCUUUUUCUCUCUCCCUCCUUCAGGACUCAUACAGGAAGCAGGUGGUGAUUGACGGGGAGACAUGUCUGCUGGACAUCCUGGACACUGCAGGUCAGGAGGAGUACAGCGCCAUGAGGGACCAGUACAUGAGGACAGGGGAGGGCUUCCUCUGUGUCUUCGCCAUCAACAACACCAAGUCCUUCGAGGACAUCCACCACUAUAGGUGAGCUAGGCUCUUCCCUUGUAGAGGACGUCCUCCUAUAGGUGAGCUAACUUCUGCUGCUAUACAGGACAUCUGAAGUACUGCUGCCAAGUGCACUGAUGGCGGAAAGCCAGACUAUAGUUGUAACAUCUGUGAAGCAGUUUCCAAGCAGACACGGUUCUGCCAACUAUAUCCCCUUAACUAUGUGUCAAUGUCAACAUCACUCUCUACCUGUAAAUACAACGCACUCUUUAACUAACCCUUUACCCAGAUUGCGUGUGAAAUCAAUAACCCCAAAAAACGACGACCGAAGCGUUGCACUGUUAUUUAACCCUUGCCUUCCCUGUCGUCUUUGUUCUCCAGAGAGCAGAUCAAGCGGGUGAAAGACUCAGAAGACGUGCCCAUGGUGCUGGUGGGGAACAAGUGUGACCUGCCGUCCCGGACAGUGGACACCAAACAGGCUCAGGACUUAGCGCGCAGCUACGGCAUCCCGUUCAUUGAGACCUCGGCCAAAACCAGACAGGUGAGAGACAGAGACAACAGGUCGUAGUGGGCUGGGUGGUCACAGCCAUGGCACAAACAGCAACCAUCGCCUUGGUUUUUAACAUGACGGCCAUUGGCUAGCCUGGAAGUCCAGACUGAAUUCAGUGAAGUGAAAUGUAGCGUUAUUAAGUCUGGAUUCCAAGGCUACGUUAGCUCUGCUACAUAUCCAGUUGAAGACCGAUUUGGGACAGAUUACUAAGCGUCACCUGGUAUAACAUUGCACCUUAAUAAAUCAAGCCCUUGUAAUAGUGAAGGGUUGCUUGUAGCUUUGAGGGUAUUUCCUGGUGUGAAAACAGAAACCAUUUAACAAUGUUCUCCACAGAUCAAUUUUCAUUAUUGUAGCAAGAUUACUUCUUACCAGCUAUGUCAGGUGUCCUUGCAAUGGCUUUUUACAAUCAUGGCCACUUCAAUCUCACAAAAUGCUGUGGUUCUCUUAUGACUCCCGAGGUGCUUUUUGAUUUCUGUUGGUAUCAGUGUCUAUGUGCUUGGUUUCUAAAUGGUGCUUGGAAAUGUAUCAGGUAAUGUAAUGCAAAGUCCCUUUGCUUAAUUUAAUUAUUGAUAUAUGAGUAAUUGUUGUAUCUGUGCAUGCCCCUCUGUCAUGGUAAUGUGGGAAGGCUUCAUAACGGAUCUGGCAUUGUUUUUAAUCAACAAAUCAGUAAAUUUCUCACUGAAUCGUCACCAAAGAGGGGAAUUUAUCAGUAAUUGUUUUGUGGUGGGGUAAUAAUCAUGCUUGAUGGAUAGUGGGAUGGGAGUGAUCUUGAGCUGCAUCGUGUGCUAUUCUGUCUGUUUUGUGGUUGGUGGCGUCUGGUGUGUGUCGUGAUGCUUUGCGUGACUGGCUGUGACACACUGUGAUAUAUUUGGCAGUCAGUGAGGUGAACCUUCUCCUGCUCUCUUUGCAUCAGUCCAAUCACAACUCUUUCUGUGGACAUGGGGGACACUGAUUGGUCUCUUCCAGCUCUCUUCUCCAUUUUCAUUGGUCGUUUUGACCGGCUACCUGGUGUUGCCCUUGUACUGAAUAAAACACACACCAUUUUCACACCUUUACAAUGACACUGAGUAUAAUGUUUGUACCUGUCAUUCCCCUGUGAAGUUAAAUUACUAUAAUGUUUUGAACUGUAAAACAAUUACCUCAGAUUUAUACAUUAACUCCAUACACAGCUAUAUGUAGACUUGUCUUAGUCUUGCAUCCCAAAUGUUUAAAAGAAAUAGAAGCUCCGUGCACAGUGGUGCGACUUCUUCAAGGUGCUGGUUAUGGCAAGGACAACCGAAUAUCCAAUAAAAACUGCACAAUGUGGGUCCACAUAGUUAUCCCUAUAUUCCCUAACACUGACGGAGUCCACAUAGUGUCCCUAUAUUCCCUAACACUGAGGGAGUCCACAUAGUGUCCCUAUAUUCCCUAACACUGAGGGAGUCCGCAUAGUGUCCCUAUAUUCCCUAACACUGAGGGAGUCCACAUAGUGUCCCUGUAUUCCCUAACACUGAGGGAGUCCACAUAGUGUCCCUGUAUUCCCUAACACUGAGGGAGUCCACAUAGUGUCCCUGUAUUCCCUAACACUGAGGGAGUCCACAUAGUGUCCAUGUAUUCCCUAACACUGAGGGAGUCCACAUAGUGUCCCUGUAUUCCCUAACACUGAGGGAGUCCACAUAGUGUCCCUGUAUUCCCUAACACUGAGGGAGUCCACAUAGUGUCUCUGUAUUCCCUAACACUGAUGGAGCCCACAUAGUGUCCCUGUAUUCCCUAACACUGAGGGAGUCCACAUAGUGUCCCUGUAUUCCCUAACACUGAGGGAAUCCACAGUGUCGCUUUAUUCUUUAACUGAGGAGAGCUGUGUUUCGCACUGCAGAGAGUGGAGGAUGCCUUUUACACUCUGGUACGGGAGAUCAGGCUGUACCGGUUGAAAAAGCUCAGCAAGGAAGAAAAGACCCCGCGCUGCGUCAAGCUUAAAAAGUGUGUUGUGAUGUGAAAGG